AUGAGGAGUUGUCUAACCGGGAGGAGCGGCACGAAGACUUCAAAAGUUAAUUAUUCUUCUUUGGCCAGUAUGUCAGAUGGAGGAGUUGCUUCUACGGUGGAAACUACCACCACUGCCGCAGCCGCAGCGACGGCGACGGCGACGGCAACCACCACAAAUACUAAUAAGAGAUCGCUGUGGCCUACCGUUCUGCGUUGGAUACCUACAUCCACCGACCACAUCAUUGCCGCCGAGAAACGCCUCCUUUCUAUUGUCAAGACUCCCUAUACCCAAGAGCUGGUUAAUAUAGGAACUGGUCCACCAGGGUCUAAAGUCAGGUGGUUUCGUUCUGCGAGCGAUGAACCAAGAUAUAUCAAUACUGUAACUUUUGACAGCAAAGAGGGCUCCCCAACUCUUGUUAUGGUACAUGGAUAUGCUGCUUCCCAAGGGUUCUUCUUUCGGAACUUUGAUGCCCUUGCAAGUCAUUUUAAGAUUAUUGCUAUUGAUCAGCUUGGUUGGGGUGGCUCAAGCAGGCCUGAUUUCACCUGUAAAAGUACGGAAGAAACCGAGGCUUGGUUUAUUGAUUCAUUUGAGGAGUGGCGCAAAGCAAAGAAUCUUAGCAAUUUCAUUUUACUUGGACAUUCAUUUGGAGGUUAUGUUGCUGCAAAAUAUGCUCUCAAGCAUCCGGAACAUGUUCAACAAUUGAUUUUAGUGGGACCUGCUGGAUUCACUCCGGAAAGUGAUUACCAAAAUGAGUGGUUUUCCCGCUUCAGAUCAUCAUGGAAAGGUGCUGUUCUAAAUCACCUGUGGGAGUCUAACUUUACUCCUCAGAAACUUGUAAGAGGACUGGGUCCCUGGGGUCCAAAUCUGGUUCGUCGUUAUACCGGUGGUCGGUUUGGUUCACAUGCACAGGGAAAUAAGCUAAAUGAUGAUGAAUCCACAUUACUUUCAGAUUACACUUACCACACAUUGGCUGCCAAAGCUAGCGGAGAGUUAUGUUUGAAGUAUAUAUUUGCUUUUGGAGCGUUUGCCCGGUCACCUCUUAUCCAAAGGGCACCAGAGUGGAAGGUACCAACUUCCUUCAUAUAUGGAGUCCAGGAUUGGAUGAAUUAUAAAGGAGCACAGGAAGCUCGUGAUAAAAUGGAUGAGAAGGUUCCAUGUGAAAUCAUAAGAGUACCUCAGGGUGGCCACUUCAUAUUUAUAGACAACCCGGACGGUUUUCAUUCAGCUGUUUUACAUGCUUGCCGAAGAUUUUUAUCGCCAGACCCAGACAGUCAGUCUCUCCCUGAAGGCUUGACAACUGCUUAA
Molecule: messenger RNA, 1287 nt
Organism: Oldenlandia corymbosa var. corymbosa
Lineage: Eukaryota; Viridiplantae; Streptophyta; Magnoliopsida; Gentianales; Rubiaceae
Source: the annotation of a GenBank genome assembly